Messenger RNA from Ananas comosus (pineapple), 2236 nucleotides. RefSeq names its product putative disease resistance protein RGA3. The record is from RefSeq and is a predicted model, not a curated record. Gene Ontology annotation, molecular function: protein binding. Bases 20 to 988 code for a protein of 322 amino acids. The transcript has 2 exons. Lineage: Eukaryota; Viridiplantae; Streptophyta; Magnoliopsida; Poales; Bromeliaceae.
UUCAGCGCAUGAAGUUCUGAUGAUACAGAAUAAUAAAUGCGAACGAAGCAGCCCUUCUACUGUUCGCCAUUUGGCAAUAUUUGCCUCAUAUCUGGAAUCAAGCAUAUUAAAGGAAAUAGGUAGGUAUGGUAGGCUGCGGUUAGUUUCAAGCGGAAUCUUUUGUGGACUUGCCCCGACAUAUUUGUAUUUCAAUUUGGCUCCUGCAACUGGAACCUGGUUUACUCAACUCAGAUAUAUUCGCUUACUGGACAUAAGCAGAUGUGCUAUCAAAGAAUUGCCUGAGAGCAUCGACAACUUAAAACUUCUCCAAUACCUUAAUAUAUCUGAAACGGCUAUUGCAAGGUUACCCAACUCACUUUGUUGCCUGUAUAAUCUACGAGCUUUGAAUCUAGAUGGUUGUCCGCUUCAGAGCAUUCCUAAAGGCUUUAUUAAGCUGAUUAACUUACAGAAUCUUUAUAUGGGAGAGAAUUUGUUUUCUCAGGUAGCUGAGAUUGGGAAGCUAACUUCUCUUCAGAAUUUGCCACAUUUUGAAGUUCGGAAGGAGAAUGGACAUAGGAUUGCAGAACUAAAGGAUUUGACUCAUCUUCGCAGAACACUGUGUAUUAAGAGUCUUGAAAACGUUGAAAGCCAGGAAGAUGCUUGUCAAGCUAAGCUAUAUGAGAAAAAAAACCUAGAUGAAUUGGUUCUGAGCUGGAAUUUGAACAGAAACACUAAUUCAGUGUUUAAUGACUUUCCUCUUCAUGAAAAGGUGCUUGAAGGCCUCUCUCCGCAUCCAAACAUCAGAAAAUUGGAAAUCAUAUCCUACUAUGGCAACAAACAUCCAAGUUGGCUGCAGAGAGGAAUGUUACCUUUCCUAACUUCAGUCGGAAUUCAAGAUUGCCCUAAUCUUAAGGAUAUAUGCUACCUUCCUAGUUCCCUUGAAUUAUUGGUACUUGAAAAUGUGGGCUGGGAGCAUCAAGAGCUCAUCCCUCUCUUACUUAUCCAUUAAAAGCUGCUCCAAUCUAACAAGUCUUUACGAGUGGUUGUUGCCGCUCUAUCUACCAGCACUCAAAUCAAUAAACAUAGUUGAUUGCACUAAGCUAACGGCGCUGCAAAUAGAAAGAUUUAAGGAUUUCUUGUCUCUUGAGCGACUGGAAAUAAAAAAUUGCCCCAAGCUUGCCAGCCAAGAGGAACUGUUCUUGCCAUCAUCCCUUGUGUCACUGCAUAUAAGUUCAUGCGGUGAUCUAGAUAAGUCAUUUCCCAGUGCCUACAGAAUCUAACCUCGCUCACGGACUUGGACUUGUUCAAUUGUCAGCACAUAGAAUCCCUUCCGAGUAAGUUUCUUGGUAACUUGACUUCUCUCAAGUUAUUGCAUAUCGUGAACUGUCCAGAGCUAAGGUCUUUAGGCGGAUCAGGGGCGCUCACAUCUCUCCAAGAGCUGACUAUUUUAGACUGUCCUAGGCUUACAGAAACAGAGCCGUUGAUGUAUGUCAAUAGAGUGUGCAGGAAGGAUGAUACGGUACCGCUGGUAGUGGUCAUUGACAACACCGCCCUUCUCCAACUUCCAUUUUUUAGGAAUUUAUUGCCCUCCACCAUGUCUCUUAAAAUCCAGAAUUCCCUCGAAUCUCUGAUAUUUGUCGAAGAUUCUAACGAAUGGUUGCAAAUCCUCGCAUCGGUUCGAUAUCUAUCAUUCGAACAUUGUUCUAAUCUCAGAUCACUGCCGGCUUGGUUACGUGGUUCGACUUCUUUACAGUUAAGAAUAAUAGAUUGUCCUAAGAUCACUCCUUUACAGUUAAGAAUAACAAAUUGUCCUAAGAUCGACUUGCUACCAAACCUGCCAGCUACCCUAUAAUGCUUGCACUUUCCGACUGCAAUUUGAAGCUGAUGCAACAGUUGAAAAUGUACAGCACUGUAACGAUCCGACCACCUAGCAACAAUAACUCGUUGGGCUCAAACCACCAAUCCAAAAUGCUUAAGUCCAGUUAGUAUUACUAGCGUAUAGGUCUCAUAUAUUCUAAUCAGAAUCAGUUUCCCACCCGAUGUGGGACUAUUGGAGCGUUACAAGCGCAACGACAAAGCAACAUCAAUCUCAUGGAUUUGAAAUAGAUCCUUCUAUCACUACCAUUUAGAAUUCCCUUGAAUCUCUGAUAUUUGUCGAAGAUUCUAACGAAUGGUUGCAAAUCCUCGCAUCGGUUCGAUAUCUAUCAUUUGAACACUGUUCUAAUCUCAGAUCACUGCCAGCUUGGUUACGCGGCUC